AUGAUCCUGCCAUGGAUAUCAGGACUUGGGGCUGGAGCAGUCUUACUGCACUUCGUGCAGAAACUCCUGUUCCCUUACUUCUGGAACGACUUCUGGUACUUGCUGAAGGUAGUAUACUGUGGAAUUCGGCUGAAGCUGUACAGCCAGAAAGGGUGGCUGGUCACUGUCCUGGAUAAAUUUCUGAGCCAUGCCAAGAAGCAACCCCGGAAAACUUUAAUCAUCUACGAGGGAGACAUCUUCACCUAUGAGGACGUGGACAAAAGGAGCAACAAAGUAGCCUGUGUCUUCCUGAACUAUUCCACACUGAAAAGGGGGGACGUUGUGGCUCUGCUGAUGAACAAUGAGCCCGACUUUGUCCACAUGUGGUUCGAUCUGGCCAAGCUGGGCUGCGCGGUGGCCUUCCUCAACUCCAACAUUCGCUCCAACACCCUCCUGCACUGCAUCCGCAGCUGUGAGCCUAGGGCCCUCCUGGUGGGCACAGACUUAUUUGGUGAAACCAUAGAAGAAAUCGUUCCCAGCCUCCCAGAAGAUAUCAGUGUUUGGAUGGUAAAAGAUUCUGUUCGAUAAGGCGUAAUUUCACUCACAGAAAAACUGACAACAGCAUCUGACAAACCAGUGCCACACAGCCACCAUGUUGCCUUAAAACUCAAGUCUCCUUAUCUUUAUAUUUUUACCUCUGGAACAACAGGUCUUCCAAAAGCAGCUGUGAUUUCUCAGGUGCAGAGUAUAAGGAGUUCCACUGGACUGUGGGUUUUAGGUUGUACUACUGAUGAUAUCAUUUAUAUAACCCUUCCUCUGUAUCAUAGUUCAGCAUCUCUCCUGGGAAUUUGUGGAUGUAUUGAGUUAGGAGCUACUUUUGUGUUAAAGAAGAAAUUCUCAGCAAGCCAAUUUUUGGAUGACUGCAAAAAGUAUAAUGUGACUGUGUUUCAAUAUAUUGGAGAAAUCUGUCGCUACCUUUCCAAACAACCUAAGAGAGGAGAAAAGGAUCAUCAGGUGCGUUUGGCAGUUGGAAAUGGUGUACGGAAUGAUGUGUGGAGAGAAUUUUUAGACAGAUUUGGAAAUAUUAAGAUGUGUGAGUUCUAUGCAUCUACUGAAGGGAACAUUUGGUUUUUGAAUCACACUGGGAAAAUUGGAGCAGUCGGGAAAACUAAUUUCUUUUUCAAAUAUUUUUCCAAUUUCAAUUUGAUAAAGUAUGAUUCUCAGAAAGAUGAACCCAUUAGAAAUGAACAGGGCUGGUGUAGUCGUGUGAAAAAAGGAGAACCUGGACUUCUCAUUUCUCCAGUGAAUGAAAAGAAUCCCUUCUUUGGUUAUGCUGGGAAUAAGAAGCACACAGAAAAGAAAUUGCUAUAUAAUGUUUUUAAGAAAGGAGAUGUUUACUUUAACACAGGAGAUUUAAUGGUCCAGGAUCAGGAGAAUUUCCUUUAUUUUUGGGAUCGUAUUGGAGACACUUUCAGGUACGAGACAUCAGCAUGGAAAGGGGAAAACACUGCAACCACAGAGGUUGCUGAUGUUAUUGGAAUGUUGGAUUUCAUACAAGACUCAAAUGUCUAUGGUGUGGCUGUACCAGAUUAUGAAGGGAAAGCAGGAAUGGCCUCUAUUAUUUUAAAACCAAAUAAAUCUUUAGACUUGGAAAAAGUUUAUGAACACGUUGUAACACUUCUACCAGCUUAUGCCUGCCCACGAUUUUUAAGAAUUUAGGAAAAGAUGGAAAUGACAGAGACAUUCGAACCAAAGAAGUUCCAGUUGAUGAAAGAAGGAUUUAGUCCAUUGAAAAUUUCUGAUCUACUUUACUUCAUGGACAACUUGAAAAAAGCUUAUGUUCCAUUAACCAAAGAGCUUUAUGAUCAAAUACUGCUACGUGAGAUCAGACUUUAA
Pteronotus mesoamericanus is the source of this 1875-nucleotide messenger RNA. It is a transcript of the gene SLC27A6, whose product is annotated as solute carrier family 27 member 6. Lineage: Eukaryota; Metazoa; Chordata; Mammalia; Chiroptera; Mormoopidae. The transcript is spliced from 11 exons. The record is from RefSeq and is a predicted model, not a curated record. Gene Ontology annotation, molecular function: long-chain fatty acid transmembrane transporter activity; long-chain fatty acid-CoA ligase activity.